This is a messenger RNA of Symbiodinium pilosum, 1461 nucleotides long. Lineage: Eukaryota; Dinophyceae; Suessiales; Symbiodiniaceae. The record is from the annotation of a GenBank genome assembly.
AUGAAUCUCAUAGACUGCAUCAAUGUGAACCUCCUCACCCCUUACGUGGAUAAAAUGGUGUCCACGUUCCUGGGGAAGAGCCCACAGAGUCCUGAAGUGGCCCACACGGUUGGUCUGCUCAUCGGACUCUAUUCGCUCUUUGAGGUGAUUUGCUCUCCGUUCUGGGGCAUGUUUGCAGACUUUGCGGGCAGGAAGCCGUGCCUUCUCAUUGGCUUAGCAGGCUCUGCCAUUGCGCCCAUCCUCUUCGGUCUGGGCCAGUCAAUGCCUGUCAUCUUUGCCGCUCGUGCGCUCGAUGGCUUCUUCUGCGGGAACAUGGGCGUCACACGAACCUACUUGGGCGAAAUUGUCGACGAGACAAAUGAGGCCCAGGGUUUCAGCUUUUUGGCGCUGUGCUUCUCUGUGGGGCUCUUCCUGGGACCCAUCCUUGGUGGAGAGCUAGUUUAUCCGGCGCAGUGGGCGCCCAGCAUUUUCGGAGGGUCAGUCUUUGAUGACCAUCCCUUUCUGUUGCCGAACCUGACGUAUGCCAUUUUCGCAGCUAUUUCUUGGUGCAUUGGGGCUACCUUCCUGGAGGAGACGCUGCCAAAGAGCCAGCGUUGCAUCCGAAGCCGCGCGUCGGAACCAUUGCCGGUGACCCCAGUCAUGCGGCGAACGACGUCCGGAACAGACCCUUCAGGUGCGCCUCGCCGGUAUGUGUGCGACGAGGAUGUCAAUGAAUCCGCCAACUCAGGAAGUGCAGACAAGAAGUGCUAUCCUAUGACUACCAUUCAGAUCAUGAUCACAUACUGUGGCUUGUCUGGUUGUGUGGCGGCGCAGAACCAGCUGAUGAUUCUUCUGGUGUCCUACGACCGCUCUGCUGACGGUUUUGAGUUUGGCCCUAGGGACAUCGGAAUCAUUCAGAACAUAGGCGCGGUCGGUUUACUGAUGUCUCAGCUGCUUCUCUAUCCGACCCUCACCAAGAAGCUGGGCUUCCUGAAUACGUUUGUCAUUGGCUUCUGUUUGUCCAACCUUGCCUACGGUCUCUUCCCGGUUUACGGUCUGUUUGCAGAUCCUGUGGCGUACGGCUCAUGGAGAUACCUGCCGCUGGGCCUGUGCCAGUUCUUCUAUACUGCCGGCACAGGCAUGUGCUACCCCACUGCCUUUGCAUUCAUCAACCGUGCCUCGGAGGGUCUGAGCCGCGGGGCCGUAAACGGCUGGGCGAACUCCAGCGGUGCCCUGUGUCGCGCAGUCUUUCCGCCUGCAGCAGCUGUGCUGUUGGGUCAAUGUAACCGAUUGGGGCCAUAUGGCCGUUAUAUCCCGUUCUAUGUCAUGACAGUCAUUGCGGUUCUGUCAUUUGCAGUCUCUUGGUCCGGGCUUCGGAAAAUCGAUCAGACCAGCGUUCGAACGGUCACGUCGCAGCCCGCGGGUUGCGCCGAUGAAGAAGACUGUCGAAGAUCGCGGCGCGAGCCGCUGAUGGAGAGUUAA